This is a messenger RNA of Pyrenophora tritici-repentis Pt-1C-BFP, 279 nucleotides long. NCBI's taxonomy places the organism in Eukaryota, Fungi, Ascomycota, Dothideomycetes, Pleosporales, Pleosporaceae. The record is from RefSeq and is a predicted model, not a curated record.
AUGAUGAGACAGGUCACAAACCAAUCGGAGACGGGUGCACCCCCGCAGGCUUGCCACACAACAGUCGCCGCCGCCAUCACCUUCACACUUCGCAUCCAACUUCCCCAAGAGACAAGAGACGUCGCGUCCAAACGUCCCGAGGCCAAGAAGGCUAAGAAGGCGAGGACAUCGAAAUUAGAGCUUUCGAUCCGCCUCCCGCUGUCCCGCUGUCUACCCACGCAUUCGGAAAACACUGCGCAGGUCCAGCGUGUGGCACAGGGAGACCCAAAGACUACCUAG